AUGGGGGUCUCUCAAAGGUGCAGGUCAUCCGUAAAACCUCCCUCCUUUGGUUCUCCUUUCUCUGUGAGAACAUUGUGGCUUCUGUCGAUGGUUAUGACUGCAUGUGCGUGCCCUAAGGUCUGUCAUUGCUCGGACAGGAACGGUGUGGUGGUGCAGUGCACCUCACGGAACUUGGAGAGCAUCCCGACGAACUUGCCCAAGGACACUGUCGUUCUCUUGCUUUCAUCUAACCGCAUCAGACACAUCACAAGGGAGGCCUUCGCAGACCUCCACCGCCUCAGGGAACUGGACUUAUCUCAAAACGCCAUCGAGAAUGUGGAGGUCGGUGCCUUUCAAGGAAUUUCAGAGAGCCUGCGGACCUUGGAUCUUUCAAACAACCACCUCAGCGGCCUCCCAAAGGACACCUUCGCCAAGCUGCACGCCCGUGUCCGCCUGUCCGACAACCCCUGGCACUGUGAGUGCUCUUUGCAGGAGGUGUUAAGGGAGCUGAGGCUUGACCCGGAGACGGUGAACGAGGUCAGCUGCUACUCGUCGGUGCAGGAGGAAUACAUCGGACAAUCGGUCAUCCAAGUCCUGGACUCUGGGAUCAACUUUUGCAACUUCCACCACAAGACGACAGACGUGGCCAUGUUCGUCGCCAUGUUCGGCUGGUUUUCGAUGGUGACUGCUUACAUCAUUUAUUACAUCAAACACAACCAGGAGGACGCCAGGAGGCACAUGGAGUACCUCAAAUCACUGCCCAGCACGUCACAUAUCAGCAAGGACUACGACACAGCCAGCAGUGUGGUCUAA
Molecule: messenger RNA, 792 nt
Organism: Labrus bergylta (ballan wrasse)
Lineage: Eukaryota; Metazoa; Chordata; Actinopteri; Labriformes; Labridae
Source: RefSeq, a predicted model, not a curated record